This is a messenger RNA of Manis pentadactyla (Chinese pangolin), 2274 nucleotides long. RefSeq names its product organic anion transporter 3-like. Gene Ontology annotation, biological process: vesicle-mediated transport. The record is from RefSeq and is a predicted model, not a curated record. NCBI's taxonomy places the organism in Eukaryota, Metazoa, Chordata, Mammalia, Pholidota, Manidae.
AUGACCUUCCCCAAGAUCACAGACCAUGUGGGCAGCAUGCGUCCCUUCUAGGUCCUGCACGUGGUCCUAGGCCUCCCCAUGUUCGCCAUGGCCUCCCACAACCUGCUGCAGAUCCUCACAGCUACAUGCUGCCCACCAAGGCCUCUGGGGGACCUGGGUGCUCCAACAUCACUCAACACCAGCCUGCCCAACGACACCCAGGGGGCCACUGAGCCGUGCCUGCACGGCUGGGCCCACACCAGCACCGGGGAGUCCAUUCUGCCUGCGUGGCACUUGAUGUGUGACUCCGGGAAAACCAAGGAGGUGACCCAGUCCAUUUACACGGCCGACAUAGUGACUAGGGGCCUCAUCCUGGGAAACAGCUGCAGCAUCUCCCUCGUCCUCCAAGAUGGUCCUCCCUCGUCCAUCAAGAAUCUGAGAGAGCUACUGUGGGAGGGGGCAGGGGAACAGGAGUUUUGGGAACCCCAGCCUGAAGCCGAGAGAGUGGGGUCUUGGGCCCAGCUCAACCGCAGGCUCUCUGGGACUUUGGUCAGGCCAGGAGCUGUCACUCUGAGGACCUCAGAGGCCCCCCCUGAAGAUAACCAUGACAAACAUGACAGCAGCAGCCGUCAGCGCCGAGCACUUGCCCUGGGCCGGACGCUGCUGGAUAUGUGCCGAGGGGACGUCCACCUAGGUGUGGGCAUCACGCUGACUGUAACUGCUUGCUUCUACACCACUGGCCAAUUCACGGCCUACGCCAUCCCCCAGUGUCACUGGCCACAGUCAACCACGUCCCUUCCCUUCUUUGCCUUCUUCCUGCUGUCCUGGCACGUGGCCCUCCCUCUCCUCUUGACCUCCCUCCGUAGGCGCCCUGGGGCCCAAUGGAGGAGGCCCAAGCCCCACCAGGCAGGAGUCAGGAAGGGCCUUCCAGGGAGGCGGAGUGGUAUACACAGAGGCAUGCUGCAGGGGGAGCAGCUGUCUGGGGGUUCCCAGGGGCUGCCUGCAGUGGAAAAGCGGGGUGCGGUGAGAUGCAUGGGAUGGGGUCAGGCCACGGAGAGCAUGGAAGCCCAGGGUGGCCCUGGCUCCGUGUGUACCACCCCAGAGGUGGUGGCUAACGCUGUAGCAGCGUCACCUGACAUCAGUGAAUCUCACCCAAAGAGCAACUUACUUGAUCUGAACCCACAGAACAUUAAUAAGCUUCUGACAGCCCUGAGUGAGUACAGCAAAGGGGGCCAGAUUUUCAUCCUGGACUGCCUGUCUAAUUACAACCCUAAAGAUGACCGGGAGGCUCAGAGCAUCUGUGAGCGGCUAACUCCCCGACUAUCUCAUGGCAACUCAGUGGUGGUGCUUUCAGCAGCAAAAGUCCUAAUGAAAUUUCUAGAGUUGUUACCUAAAGACUCUGACUACUACAAUAUGUGUGAUUCUGGUCCCCAGAUGGAUACCAGAGGCUGCACCCUAGGUGGUGGGGAGUCCUUGAAGGCCCCGAAGACCCGCCAGCAGGUAGUUGUCUCCAAUGGCAAGGAGGAGGGGGGAGAGACGCUCACGUUAGAGGGAGGGGAGCUCACACUCAACCUGCAGAAGGAGAUCUCCUUGGCCAAGACCAAUCACAGCAUCACUGACCUGUUCUGGAUGCCCAUCCUGUGCCUUGUGACCUUCUGUCUUGCCCCAGCCUGGUUUUCCACCAAUUUUGCCUACUAAAAUUUGGCUAUGAGUGUGGAAGAAUUUGGAGUCAACAUCAACUUCCUCCAGCCCAUCUUUGGUGGGGUGGACAUCCAGGCCAAGUACACUAAUCUGGACUGGCGCACUACCCAGGCUGCUGCUCUACUCCUGGCAGGAGGGUCCAUCCUGGCUCUCAUCUUUACAAACAGGUAUGGGCAUAAGCACUGCGUGGACCCGCUGGUGAAGAUCACAGGCAAGUGGCAGCCCCGCGUCCCCAACACCAUCUUUGGGACCAUCGCCCUCUUGGUAGGCAGUGCCGCCCUCUUCCUGCCUGAGACCCUCAAUCAGCCCACGCCAGAGACUAUAGAAGACAUGGAAACCUGGUCCCUGUGGGCAAAGGAGCCGAAGGAAGAACCAGAAGCAGUAGAAACAUCCCACAGGACCGGGCGUGGGCCCCAGCCGAGGACAGCAGAACCCCAUUUUCCCGCCCUCCAGAGGCCAAUCCCGGCCAGGUCCCUGGCUUGCCUGCCUCUGGGCUCCUCAGACCCCUUAGGAGGUCCUGGGAAGGUCCUUACUUCCCAAAGUCUUCUGAGUGCUUCACCCACACCCCUCCCCUUGCCCACAUCCUCCCUGUAG